CGCCCAGACGGAAGAAGCUUCCUCUCUCUCUCUCUCUCUCUCUCCGUCGUGUUUAUACGCUUCGACAGCCGCCGGCGAAGAAGCUCGUUUCUCGGGAAACCCAUCGUCCUUCUUUUCUCGGCCGAGAAAACCGCGGGGAAAAUGGGGUUCCCGCUGGGCUACACGGAGGUCUUCCUGCCGAAGCUCUUCGUGCACGCCCUCUGCCUCCUCGGCUUCGUCCGGCACCUCAUCUUCUCCCUCUUCCGCUCCCUGGGCCUCUCCGACUUCCUCGACACCGACGCCGCCUCGUUCCCCGCCGAGUCCCGGGCGGCGCGGCCGGCGGCCACCGCCGAGAGCCCCCCCGUGUCGGCCCUCCUGAUCCGGGAGAUGCUGCCCGUGGUCAGGUUCGAGAGCCUGGUGGACCCACCCGAGAGCUGCGCGGUGUGCCUGUACGAGUUCGAGGGCCGGCCGGAGGAGGAGAUCAGGUGGCUGAGCAACUGCCGGCACGUCUUCCACAGGGAGUGCCUGGACCGGUGGAUGGACUGCGAUCAGGACACGUGCCCGCUGUGCAGGACCCAGUUCGUGCCCGAGGACAUGCGGGAGGAGUUCCAUCAGCGGCUGCGCGCUGCUUCUGGGGUGGUCGGCGAUUUCGCCAUUUCUGAGGACUCGUGAUAGGUUCAGCACUUUCUUUUCUUGAAAGGGUCUCUGCUGGCUCUGGUCUUGCGUUGACUGUUGCUGACUACGUCUGAAAUGGUGAAUAUUAGAAAGGGUGUAUUGUAUAGCGUGAAAUGGGGGGAAUUGGUAAUUGGCCAAGAAAAAUAAUGGGAAGUAGCACAUUUUUUAGUUGGAUUA
Molecule: messenger RNA, 831 nt
Organism: Syzygium oleosum
Lineage: Eukaryota; Viridiplantae; Streptophyta; Magnoliopsida; Myrtales; Myrtaceae
Product: brassinosteroid-responsive RING protein 1
Exons: 1
Coding region: 142-651 (169 amino acids)
Biological process (GO): protein ubiquitination
Molecular function (GO): ubiquitin protein ligase activity
Source: RefSeq, a predicted model, not a curated record